UAAAGUUUUAAGGUCCACUUUUAAUCUUUUGCUAGCUCAUUCAUAUUAUUUUGGAUUUGAACACUCUAUCCCUCUCACUCUCUUCAAUUCCUCUCUGAUUUCAUGACAGUGAAGUAUUUUUGUAUGGUGAUGAGGAUCAAUAUUGACUGCAAUGGUUGUUAUAGAAAAGUGAAGAGAACCCUUCUUGAAAUGCCAGAGUUGGAGAGCCAUUUCUUAGAGAAGAAGCAAACCAGGGUAAUUGUGUGUGGCAGUUUCAUCCCUCAAGAUGUUGCAAUCAAGAUAAAAAAGAAAACAAAUCGAAGAGUUGAGAUAUUGGACAUACAAGAUUUGAGUGAAAACAAUGCUGAAAAUAUAGAAGAACAGAAACCAAGCACUAGCCCCCAAAAGCCAAUUGAAAGAAAUAUGUUUGGAUUGAUAGAAACAAAGAGAGAAAUGCCUGCCCUCAAUCAUAGAGUUCAAUACACAACAAAUUGCCACUUUUAAAUCAUUAGAAUAACACUAAAUUUUGUAAUUUUGAUCAUUCUAGUGAUAAUUUUUCAUAAUUUAUACUCAUAUUUUUGUAAGUGGGUUUAAUAUACUUGAAAAGAUAGAUCUUAUUUACUUUUGUUCAUGCCAUGAAGUUUAUAAUAUACAUGUUAAUUCUCUGAUGAUACCGGACCUCAAAACUGAAGAGAGAAACUCUAAACCAAUCAAAUGACUUCUAGAAAAAUAUGCCUAUGUUAUGUUCAGUUCAAAAAAUUGAUCUACAUAUUUUUCUUAUUCUUAAUAUAUUAUAAAAAGAAUUUUAAAUUGACAGAAGAAUGAGUAAUAAUAUAUGAGAAAUUUGUUAUAUCAAUUCCUUGAUACUAUACUAAAUAAAAAAAUAAAAAUAAAAAGUAACCAAAAAAAAAUACUAUUUACAUUUUACACUACACUUUGGUGAAGUACUUCAAAUAUGUAUAACUUUUAUUACUUUUUAAUGAAAGAAACUUCUAUUACACCACUCAAAGUAACUUUACACAUGCCCCUCCACUAAUACAACAUACAUAUUUUAUUCAUCUAUGUAUCCAUCAUUAUACACCUCAUAUAUAGAUACAUGAGGUGAUAAGAUAUGUUACAUACGAACCAACUCACUCAAAAA
This is a messenger RNA of Medicago truncatula (barrel medic), 1120 nucleotides long. RefSeq names its product heavy metal-associated isoprenylated plant protein 9. The record is from RefSeq and is a predicted model, not a curated record. The coding region runs from base 103 to 483 and encodes 126 amino acids. Gene Ontology annotation, molecular function: metal ion binding. The transcript is spliced from 3 exons. Lineage: Eukaryota; Viridiplantae; Streptophyta; Magnoliopsida; Fabales; Fabaceae.